Messenger RNA from Drosophila navojoa, 1580 nucleotides. It is a transcript of the gene Alp13, whose product is annotated as Alkaline phosphatase 13. The record is from RefSeq and is a predicted model, not a curated record. Gene Ontology annotation, molecular function: alkaline phosphatase activity. Lineage: Eukaryota; Metazoa; Arthropoda; Insecta; Diptera; Drosophilidae. Gene Ontology annotation, biological process: dephosphorylation.
AUAAAAACUUCAAAUAGACUAAACGAAUGUUAUCUGCGGCCCUAAGAUAGCCGCAGAGAUAAAGCGCGAUGGAGCGCCUCGAGGCAGUCAGUCACAUCUCGCAAUAUGGCCAAGACGCAGCGCCUCAAGAGUUUCUGCUUGCAGCUGCGCUUCAAGUCGACGCAGCUGUUCAUUUUGGCCGGAGCAGUGCUGCUGGCGCUGCUGGUGUCGGUGCUCUGCAUUGGGUUCACUAUUCGCUUCGAGGUGCAGCACGAGGUGGCCAACGUGGCCGACGUGGACUACUGGAAGGACUGGGUGGCCAUCGAGCAGAAACUGUGGUACGACAGGGGCAUCGAGGAGCUGAAGCGGGCGAUGCGCGUGCACUCCAGGCAGCGCCAGCCGCGCCAGGUGCUCCUGCUCAUGGUGCACGGCAUCGAUGCACCUGCACUGGCCUCAGCGCGCUUCGUCGGCAACGAUGGCAACACCAGCUCCGACUUCAUCUGGGAUCGGUUUUCGCAUGCGGCGCGGCUGAAGAACAGCUGCAGCUACAGCUCGCCCUGUGAUGCGGCGGCUGCCUUUCGCUCACUCUGGUCGGGCGUGCCUCUGUCAGCGGUGCAGCGACUGCGGAGCAACUGCAGCAGCAGCAGCAGCAGCGGAGAGUCGGAGCUGCUGAGCGUGCUGCGGCAGGCGCAGCUGGCGGGUUUUCGCACAGGAUUCGUGACCAAUCAACGCUUGACGGGCGCCCUGGGCUCUGCGCUCUAUGCGCAGGUGACGCCGAGCGGCUGGGAAUGCGAUGGCCUGAUGCCAGUGGGUGCCAUCGAGGCGGGCUGCCAGGAUGUGGCCCAGCAGCUCAUCUCAAGCGCAGCGGGGCAGUCUUUCAAUGUGCUGCUGGGCGGCGGGCGGCAGCUCUUCAAUGCCAAGGUGCCCAGCUACGAGUGGGAUCCAGUGGAUGAGCUGCUGUGCCGCGCCAGAGCCGGACGCAAUCUCUUGCGCGACUGGCAGACUCAGAAGCUGAAGCUCAGGCCCAGCAGACGCUUCGAGCUGCUGCAGCAAGCACAUGAGCUGAGCUCCAUCAAUGGCAGCAGCUUGGACUAUCUGCUGGGCGUCCUGGCCAAUGGAGAUCUGAGCGGCAACGCCCAGGCGCCCACGCUACAGCUGAUGCUGCACAAGGCGCUGCAGGUGCUGCAGCGACCAGGCGUGGGCCAUCUGCUGCUCGUCGAGCACUAUGUCCAGCCGCAGCUGGGGGUCAGCGAGCAGCUGCAGCUGCUCAAUGCAACACUGUCGGAGGUGUUGGGCCACAAGGAUCGGGAUCAGCUCACGCUGGUGCUGCUGACCAAUGGCAACUACCUCAGCGCCAGUCGCGAUGUGAGCGAGGAGACGCAGCUGGUGAGCACGCUGGAGGAGGCAUUCCAGGGGCCAGAGCUGGAGCUGCAGCGGCGACUGCAGCAGAUGCCAUCGGAGAGUUUGCUCUUUGCACAGGGUCCCAAGUCCGUGCUCUUCUAUGGCGUGCAUGAUGAAACCUAUCUGGCUCAGACCUUGUCCCACGCUCUGGGCAUCGAUGUGUUCGGCAGGCAGCUCUGAAGCUAUUUAUGGCAGAUAAG